AUGGAGUCAAUUAGCCUCGGCUACCACUUUGAUGUGAAUAAUUACCACAUCCGGAAUGCAACAGUGGUUAGAUUUGAACCUGUGCCUUUGUGCUUGCACCACUACACGUGCGCCAGCUGCGCCAGUUCGAAGAUUCAGACGUACCUACACCUAAACGAGUCGCAUCCGUGUUUUUGGUGUCCAGACGAAACACAGUCUUUAUCCGUCCAUGAGCAAGAUAUUUGGGACGAGUACAACUCUUUACGAAUCCAAUAUACACCAGUCGAUGCAGAUUUUGCCGAAAAAUCGUGGGCCUUCGUGGAAAACCACACAAAAACUGUCGCUGUGACCAGGAUGACCACUAAUGACGCGAUAGUAACCGACCUGUCGUUUGGCUUUCCAUUUUACGAUGUGAUAAUUUCCAAGGCUUUGAUUGUCUCAGGAUUAGGUUCAAUCUCUGCAUUCGUUAAUUCGUCCUGGGCGAUUUUUCCGUUUGUUGCUUCAGAGGCAAGUAGCUCCUUCACAUUCGUCGAUACCGGUGAUUCCUUCCAUGUCAAUUGGGAAGAUUUUAUUUUAAAUGACACCUCGUACAAAGAUGCGAUGAAAUUCCAGGCGUCUCUUUUCGAGAACGGCACGAUCCAGUUCGUGUACAUGAAGGUUCCAAAGGACUUGACUACUGACGAUGCCAUCAGCACCCACGAGAUUUCAAUUGGUGUUGCCUACAAACAUUUGGAGAAAUUUGAUAAGGGGCGCAACGAAACCCAUCAUCUCGGCCACAGCAUAGGCAUGAAAAAGUUCAAAAUCCAGGAUGGCACCGUGAUAAGAUUCGAACCAUUGCCUUCGUGCACGAAAUACAAGGACUGCAAGAGCUGCGUAAAUGCUAUCAUUCCGAUGUUCCGAAUUAUCUGCAAUAACCUCAGCAAUAAUGCUGAACCAGCGUUUGCUCGAUAUGUUGACGGAGACGUUAGCCUAAUCGGAAUCUAA
Molecule: messenger RNA, 963 nt
Organism: Cloeon dipterum
Lineage: Eukaryota; Metazoa; Arthropoda; Insecta; Ephemeroptera; Baetidae
Product: plexin domain-containing protein 1-like
Exons: 6
Coding region: 1-963 (320 amino acids)
Source: RefSeq, a predicted model, not a curated record